Messenger RNA from Suillus subalutaceus, 1656 nucleotides. Its product is annotated as general substrate transporter. The record is from RefSeq and is a predicted model, not a curated record. The transcript is spliced from 18 exons. Gene Ontology annotation, biological process: transmembrane transport; carbohydrate transport. The coding region runs from base 1 to 1656 and encodes 551 amino acids. Gene Ontology annotation, molecular function: carbohydrate:proton symporter activity. Gene Ontology annotation, cellular component: membrane. NCBI's taxonomy places the organism in Eukaryota, Fungi, Basidiomycota, Agaricomycetes, Boletales, Suillaceae.
AUGCCAGUCCCGCAAUGGACGAUCACAGACUUCACUUUUCGGGAGUCGUGGUGGAAGAAUCGUGGCAUCCUGAUGCUAAACAUCUGUUUGAUAUUACCGCUCUUAUCAUCAACACUUAAUGGCUUUGAUUCCUCGAUGAUAAAUAAUCUGCAGAUUUUACCCGGAUGGCAAGAGUAUUUCCAUAAUCCGCAUGGCAUGAAGUUAGGACUCAUCAAUUGUGCACAUGACAUCGGCAUCCUCAGCGGAACUCCAUUUUCUCCUUAUGUAUCUGAUCUAUUAGGACGGCGAGCAACUAUGUUCAUCGGGGCAGUCAUCAUGCUAGUUGGUGCUCUCACGCAAGCCACAUCCACGACCAUGCAAGUCUUCAUUGGCGCUCGUGUGCUUAUCGGUUUAGGGAUGGCCUUUUCCAUCAAUGCUGCUCCCUUGCUCAUCAGCGAACUUAGCUAUCCAACGCAUCGCGGAAAAAUGACCUCUCUGUACAAUUCGAUGUGGUAUUCUGGCAGCAUCAUCUCGGCUUGGAUCUGCCUGGGGAGUUAUGAUGAGACGGGGACAUCACCGUUGUCAUGGAGGGCCCCUUCAUUCGUUCAAGCGGUCAUUCCUGUCAUUCAAAUGGUGCUAAUAUGGUUCAUCCCAGAGAGUCCUCGAUUUCUAAUGGCUAGAGGCUUGGAAUCGCAAGCUGCACGUGUCCUCGCUCAGUGCCAUGCAAAUGGGGGGGACGAACGCAACCCUCUAGUAGCCUUCGAGAUGGCUCAAAUUCGACAUGCUUUGAACCUUGAACGAGAAUUCGUCUCUGGCAAAUCCUACUUGAGGUGCUUCUCGACUCCGGGAAACAGACAGCGCAUGUUUACCGUUAUAUGGAUCGCAGUAUUCUCGCAAUGGAGCGGCAAUGGUCUGGUGUCGUAUUAUAUCAGCACAGUCUUGGAUGGGGUCGGGAUCAACCAGACUAAAACGAAAGCAGCUAUUAACGGCGGCCUGCAGAUUUUCAAUUUAGCUAGUGCGCUGGUGGGCAUGAUGAUGGUGGACAAACUGGGGCGGAGGAAAAUUUUCUUGAUUUCAAACAUUGGCAUGCUGAUAGCCUUCUCUAUGUGGACUGUCACGACAGCUCUUUUUAGCCAGCAUGUUCAACACCUUGCAUGUACGCUGGUGCAAGCUAAUGAUCAAGUUCGAGCAGCUACCGUGCCGCUCAUUUUUUUAUACUUUUUUUUCUAUGACAUUGCGUAUACGGCGAUACUAGUGUUGUACACGCUCGAGAUUUUGCCUUAUAAUAUUCGUGCCAAAGGGUUUGCCAUUAUGAAUAUUACUAUCUAUUCGACCAAUGCUUUUAACUCGCUCGUCAAUCCUGUAGCUCUGGACUCCAUAGGAUGGAAAUACUACCUCUUUUACUGCGGAUGGCUUGUCUUGGAACUCCUAUUCGUGAUGGUGUAUAUCGUCGAGACGAGAGCUCGUACUCUUGAAGAAACCGCUGCUUUGUUUGACGGCUUUAAAGUCCGUCGGGGUAUCAUGGAGCAGACUGGUGAAACUACCAUGACUUUGGCCACAAUGCAGCCAUACCCUAGACUUCAAGACAAUCUCGAAGCAGUGGAGAUCGCGAGUUCUGCUUCGCGAUCGUAUUUCGAAUCUCGGUCUGAAGAAUUUGCCGUUGCGUUUGCCAGAUAA